GCAAAAGCAUGAAUAAAAAGGAACUGAAUAAAUGAAAGAAAGGAAAGAGAAAGCAACAUAAGCAAAGUUCCUCAACCCCAUCUCUAUAAAAUACUGUGAGACCCCCCCCACAAGGCUUUAUUAUUUUCUUCAACAUCUAGUAAGAAAAGCAAUACAGAACUCUCAAACCUUUAGCCAAAGGCUUGUUUGGGUGCACAUACAAGGAAAUAUCACAAAGGUGAAAGUGGAAAAGUGGAAGGGAAAAGGAGAUUAAAAAUUUCGUUUCUUAUAGGUUAUUUUGAACUUUGAAGGUAUGAAUUGAAAUUUAAUUUCCACAUGAGACUUUUCUAGUGCAGCUACAGCUAGCAAAUGAUGGCAGGGAACCCUAACUGGUGGAGCAUGCAUCUACCAUCUUUGAGCCCUUCCCAAUAUGUGCUUGGAUCUUCUUCAAUUCCUUUUAACUCUUUGACAGAAAAUCCAGAGCCUCCUCAGUCAUGGAGCCAACUGCUUUUCACUGGAUUACCGCGGGAAGAAGAGAGAAUGGGUUUCAAUCAUUUUCAACCAAAAAAGUUGGAAAACUGGGAUGGCCAAAUACAUAAUCCAUCUUCAAGAGUUCCUAUUCAUGAUGUAAUAAAGCAAGAAGUUUCCCGAAGUGGCAAUUUGUUUGGCCAUGGGAGUGAGGAAUUUCAGGCUUCUGGGUCAUCUUGGUCACAUAUGGUGCCAGUUUCUUCCCCUAGGUCCUGUGUCACUAACUUGAGUAGUAAUAACAUAUUGGAUUUCUCUUAUAACAAAGCAGAUCAUAGGAAGAAUCAACUACCUGCAGAUCUAACAUCUGAGUGUAAUAGCACAUCCACUGUUGGAGUGUGUAAUAAGAAGGCUAGGGUUCAACCAUCUUCAAGCCAACCACCUCUGAAGGUGCGGAAGGAGAAGCUAGGUGAUAGAAUAACAGCUCUUCACCAGUUAGUUUCCCCGUUUGGAAAGACUGACACAGCUUCUGUCUUGUUAGAAGCCAUUGGAUAUAUCAAAUUCCUGCAGGGUCAAAUUGAGGCACUCAGCUCUCCUUACUUGGACAAUGCAUCAAAAAACAUGAGGAAUCAACAGUAUGUACAUGGAGAAAGAAAUUCUGUAUUUCCUGAGGAACCCGGUCAGCUGUUGAAUGACAAUGGCCUGAAAAGAAAGGGAGCUCCAAACCAGGUUGCAGAAGAAAAACCAAAGGAUUUGAGGAGUAGAGGGUUGUGCUUAGUCCCUGUGUCUUGCACUCACCAUGUUGGAAGCGAAAAUGGGGCUGAUUACUGGGCACCUGCAUACGGCAGUGGAUUUUAAGAUGCAUCAAUCCUUUUUCAUGUGAAGGAAAUUUGCGUGGAUCAUCAUAUAACAUCAUGAGCAGUCAACCUAUAGUAAUGAAAAGGUUGAUUGCUCCCGAUGCUAUAUAUAUGACAUUCGUGAUUGAAUGGGAUUAUAUAUAUCCUUUGUUCAUGUACCUCUCUCUAAUCUAAUUAGGAUAUAUAUCUUAAUUAUUGAGUUAUUAUUUAGAUUCACAAAACAUUAAUUAAUC
Molecule: messenger RNA, 1534 nt
Organism: Gastrolobium bilobum
Lineage: Eukaryota; Viridiplantae; Streptophyta; Magnoliopsida; Fabales; Fabaceae
Product: transcription factor bHLH68-like
Exons: 8
Coding region: 349-1302 (317 amino acids)
Biological process (GO): regulation of transcription by RNA polymerase II
Cellular component (GO): nucleus
Molecular function (GO): protein dimerization activity; DNA-binding transcription factor activity, RNA polymerase II-specific; RNA polymerase II cis-regulatory region sequence-specific DNA binding
Source: RefSeq, a predicted model, not a curated record